Messenger RNA from Exophiala aquamarina CBS 119918, 2586 nucleotides. RefSeq lists its product as uncharacterized. The transcript has a single exon. The coding region runs from base 1 to 2586 and encodes 861 amino acids. Gene Ontology annotation, cellular component: nucleus. The record is from RefSeq and is a predicted model, not a curated record. NCBI's taxonomy places the organism in Eukaryota, Fungi, Ascomycota, Eurotiomycetes, Chaetothyriales, Herpotrichiellaceae. Gene Ontology annotation, molecular function: RNA helicase activity; ATP binding; nucleic acid binding. Gene Ontology annotation, biological process: rRNA processing.
AUGGGGCCACGAGGAGGUCAUAAUGGAAGGCCCAAGUUCAACAGGGCAUCCCAGCAGCCGCGAGCUCUCAAGAGAAAGCGACAAGAAGAAGAUCUGGACGCACUAUCCCAAAGAGUUGACGACCUCGACCCCAAAUCUUCUGCGCCGCCUGAGAGUUUCUCAGAUCUGCCACUCUCGCGAGCAACAGCAGAUGGAUUAGAGGCUUCCCACUUUAAGUCCCUUACCACUAUCCAAUCGCGAACGAUUCCGUUAGCACUGAAAGGCUCAGAUAUCCUCGGCGCAGCCAAGACAGGCUCUGGCAAGACACUUGCCUUUUUAGUACCCGUUCUUGAGAACCUGUACAGGAAGAGAUGGACAGAAUAUGAUGGGCUCGGCGCACUUAUCCUUUCACCAACUCGGGAACUGGCGAUCCAGAUAUUCGAUGUCUUGCGCAAGAUUGGUCGGAAUCACACGUUCUCCGCAGGACUGGUCAUUGGAGGCAAGAGCUUGCAGGAAGAGAAAGAACGGCUGGGUCGCAUGAACAUCUUAGUUGCCACCCCCGGUAGAAUGCUUCAGCAUAUGGACCAGACCGCAGAGCUAGAGAUCGGCAAUUUACAGAUGCUGGUUCUGGACGAGGCUGACAGGAUUCUGGAUAUGGGAUUUCAGCAGACGAUAGACGCUCUCGUGGAGCAUCUCCCAUCGGAACGACAGACUCUUCUUUUCAGUGCUACCCAGACGAAGAAGGUCUCAGAUCUGGCCAGGCUGAGUCUGAAGGAACCCGAGUUUGUUUCCGUUCACGAGGCUGCCGAUAGUGCAACACCCUCAAGUCUACAACAAAACUACAUUGUCUCGCCCCUGCCAGAAAAACUCGAUACCCUAUGGUCUUUUAUCAGAGCCAAUGUCAAGAAGAAGAUACUGGUUUUUUUCAGCAGCGGCAAGCAAGUCCGCUUCGUUUACGAGUCCUUCCGUCACCUCCAACCAGGUAUCUCACUGCUCCAUCUACAUGGCCGCCAAAAGCAAACAGCCCGCCUGGACAUCACCACGAAGUUUUCGAACAGCAAGUACGCCUGCCUCUUUUCGACCGAUGUUGCAGCUCGAGGUUUGGAUUUUCCCGCUGUCGACUGGGUAGUGCAAGUCGAUGCACCAGAAGACGCCGAUACCUACAUCCACCGUGUGGGACGCACUGCGCGCUUUGAGCACGAGGGUCAUGCCGUGAUGUUUCUUGACCCCAGUGAAGAAAAGGGAAUGUUGGACGCGUUGGGCAAGAAGAAAGUUACCUUGGAGAAGAUCCAUGUGCGCCAGAAGAAAAUGCAAAACACGGUUCGGAAUCAAUUGCAGAACAUGUGUUUCAAGGAUCCCGAGUUGAAAUACCUUGGACAAAAAGCAUUCGUCAGCUAUGUGCGAAGUGUGCACAUCCAGAAAGACAAAGAGACGUUUAGUCUGAAGAAACUUGACCUUGAGCAGUUUGCUGCAAGUCUGGGUUUGCCUGGUGCACCUAGAGUCAGGUUUGUCAAAGGUGAAGAUGCGAAGGCUCGGAAGAAUGCCCCCCGAGCCCUCGUCGCAGCACUUGGUAGUAGCAGUGAAGAUGACAGUGACGCCACCAUUGGCAAGAAAGGCUCGAGGGAUAAACAAAAGACUGUGCGCACGAAAUAUGAUCGGAUGUUUGACCGUCGUAAUCAGGACGUUCUGGCGGAUCACUACACGAAACUAAUAGAUAACGACAAUGACGACUGGGCUGGCAAGUCAAGGCUGGUGCGUGAUCAUGCAGCUGAUGCAGAUUCUGACCACGAUUUCCUUUCCGUGAAGCGGCGGUUCGAAGCCGGAGACUCGGACCUCGAUCAACAAGAAGACCCAACCUCUUCAGCGGCAACAGAUUCAGAGCAUGAGCUAGGACCAGGAAAUGGUGAUUCUGGGCAGGCCAGGAGCAGGAGUGAAAAGCAGCCCAAACCCAAGACUUUACAACUCUCAACCAAUCCCUCGGCUGAACCUUUAACAAUCGACUCACACCGCCGCGAAAAGUUACUACAAUCCAAGAAGAAACUUCUCAAGUACAAAGGACACGGCACGCACAUGACUUUCGACUCGGACUCGGAUACGCCGCAAAACCACCGCGCGUAUCGGGAUGAAGCAACAUUCACAAACCAAGGCAAGUCUGGUGUCGAGGAGGAGAAAGCCCGCUUCCUGGAGCGCGAGCGCGACAGGGCGAGGAAGAUGGAUGUUGUUGACAAGGAAGUUGCGAGGGAGAAGAAACGAGAGAAGAAAGAUCGAAGGAGAGAGAGAGAGAGGGCAAUGCUAGCCAACGAAGAAGAUGACGAGGUCGGUGGUCCAUUGGCGACCCUAGCCCCAUAUGAUGAAGAUGAAGAAAUCACUACCUCGAGAGCUUAUGAGAGCGAUGAGGUAGGAACACCGCCUCCCAAGGCAAAACGACAAAAGAAAUGGUUUGAGGAUCCAUCUUCAUCGGAAGGUGAUGGCGAUCAGCAAUCAAGACAGAAGACAGCGAAGAAGAAGCAUAAACACCGUGCGGAUCGUGCAGUGGAACAACCACAAACAUUGGAAGACCUGGAGGCCUUGGCAUCCGGUCUGCUGGCGAAUGAUGGCGCCCGGUAA